This is a messenger RNA of Myripristis murdjan (pinecone soldierfish), 3053 nucleotides long. RefSeq names its product glycerophosphodiester phosphodiesterase domain containing 1 (gene gdpd1). The transcript has 11 exons. Gene Ontology annotation, cellular component: endoplasmic reticulum membrane. Gene Ontology annotation, biological process: N-acylethanolamine metabolic process; glycerophospholipid catabolic process. Gene Ontology annotation, molecular function: phosphoric diester hydrolase activity; phosphatidylcholine lysophospholipase A1 activity. Bases 201 to 1154 code for a protein of 317 amino acids. The record is from RefSeq and is a predicted model, not a curated record. Lineage: Eukaryota; Metazoa; Chordata; Actinopteri; Holocentriformes; Holocentridae.
GCUCGUCGCUCCGUCAGUUGUGUUUUUGUCACUGACAGCCGCCGCCGUGCGUAGCGUAGUCAACCUUUCGUGGUGAAGAUUAUUCAAUUCAGCUCUGUGACAACGUGUACCAUCCCCCGGACUAGCACUGUAUCGGGUCUAGGCAGCUCAAACCUUAAAGAAAAACAAAACAUUUUGAUGACAAAGCAGCCUGACCAGAGAUGUGUGCUGCGGUGUAUGUCUUGUCUACGGUGACGGGGUAUGUGCUCACCUCUGCCCUGCUGCUGAAAUGCCCCACACUUCUGCACAGGAGGAAGCGAGAGUCAUUUUUCAGCAGGCACAUUUCCCACCGCGGAGGGGCAGGCGAAAAUCUGGAAAACACCAUGGCAGCUUUUCAGCAUGCUGUGGAUCUUGGCACAGACAUGCUGGAGCUGGACUGCCACCUGACAAAGGAUGAGCAGGUGGUGGUGUCACAUGAUGCCCACCUGAGGAGGUCCACUGGCAUGAACGCCUACAUCUCCGACGUGACCUACGCCGAGCUCCCUCCAUACCUCUGCAAGCUGGGUGUAACUUUCCAGAGGGAGUGUUACUGUGAGGGAGGAGAGGACAAACGCAUCCCUCUCCUCAGGGACGUCUUUGAGGCCUUCCCCAACACUCCUGUCAACAUUGACAUCAAGGUCAACAAUGACACACUUAUCAAGAAGGUCUCUGAGCUGGUGAUUAAGUAUGACAGAGAGAAUCUGACUGUAUGGGGUAAUGCCAGCAACCAGAUUGUGAAGAAGUGUUACAAAGAGAACCCUCGUAUCCCAGUGCUGUUCAGCUUUCCCAGAGUAUUGCAGCUGUUAGGCCUCUUCUACACCGGCCUCCUGCCCUUCAUCCCCCUCAAGGAGCAGUUCUUAGAGAUCCCCAUGCCCUCCAUUAUCACCAAACUGAAGGAUCCCAGCAGGAUGACUAAGAGCCAGCGACUCCUCACCUGGCUGGCAGACACCUUGUUGAUGAGGAAAGCUCUGUUUGACCAUCUGACUGCCAGAGGAGUUCAGGUUUACAUUUGGGUGCUGAACGACGAGGAGGACUUCCAGAGGGCAUUUGAUUUGGGAGCCACAGGCGUUAUGACAGAUUUUCCCACCAAGCUUAAAGACUUCAUAGAGAGGAAUGGCAUUGCUAAGCCCCAGUGACCUGCCAAAACCUACCCCCACCCCCCCAAUGAUUAUCCUUCAACUGGACUGACCUGUCAAAACAUCCCCGCGUGGCCAUUUUUACUGCAAGCAUUCCAGCUGGGGUAUUCUCAGACUGUGUUUUAUAGUCAGUAGGGAUCAGCCCUACACCUGCACUGGUGAAUUUCCAUGGAAACUGUAUCCAGGGAGCAGUUCUUUGCACUGGUAACAGAAACCCCUCUGUGUUUUGAUUCAUUCGACAUACUUGUAAAGAACACAUACCUGCUGUCUGUUUGUGCUCUCCCCUGUGUCGUGUCCUUCACAGACUCUCAGUCAUUAGUUGGAAUUUACCAUCAGAGGUGUUGAUGGAGUGUUGAUACACUGAUACGGACCAAGAAUGGACACCCCGCCCCUGCUCGCACAGCUCGGCACCCACAUAGACACAGCUCAGUGUAAUCAGGGGUGUGUGGGGUGCUGAGGGAUUGAUACAGUAUAAUAUUGCAAUACCCAACCCUCCUCAUGCUGGCUGAUGACAAGCGCUGAGAAUUGUGUGGCAUUUCAAGGCUGGCCACAUGAUCUUUCAAAUUAUACUUAGAGCAUGGAAAAAAUGUUCUUUAGUAAACAGUAUUUUAAAUUCUCAGAAGGUCUUGAAUUUCAUAACUGAUUGAUGGCUUUGGACUUAAGCUUUUUUAAUGCCUUUAACAUUUAAAAACAUGACAAAUUGCAAUAUUAUUGCAUCAUGACCCAAGUGUUGCAAGACUAUUUUAUUUGAGGCAGUUCCCACCAACACCAGCAGAUGCAGCUAUAAUGACAAAUACUUACUACAAUUAGUUUUACGGUGAUGUUUGGUUGAAUGAGUGUUGUUUUACCAGCUGCUUUAUAGUAUAAAAAGCCUGUGUUAUUUUCUUUUUUUUUUCUUUUUUUUUUUUUACGCUGAUAGCCAUUGAAAGCAUCAUAGUAAUACAGAAUCACAAACAGGUAUAAGAUGUUUUUACUUGUGUCAUGAACAGCCAAAAAGAUGCUUCUAGUUCUUACUGAAAGACCACUGACUCCUCAAGUCCUCAAAUUCACUGCUGCACUGAGAUUUGCUUUCUAGCAAACAUGCACAAUGUGAGUAUUAAGGCAGGCAGUGCCACUGCUCCAGGAUUAAGGUUUAGUCACAGGCAAAUUACACUGAUCUGUGGAUUAUGCUGUAAAAAAUUCUGUUGUCUGAAAAGAAAAUGGGUGACUUUCUUUUUUUCUACUUUUUUUGCAGCCAGUCAGGACAGAACUACCACAGACAACAGAUAUUUAACAAUGCCUCACUCUCUACAUCUACAAAGAUCAUUGAGAUUAUUAUAAUACUGAAGCUCUCUAAUCCAAGUUUGUGAUCACAUAUUGAGGUUCAGGUCUGAAUGUAGUAUUGAUUUAAAGUACUGUAUGUUUUUGGGUAUAUUAAAGUCAAAACAGUAUUGCUGUUUUCUUAAUUGCUAGAUAAUUUUUAUUAGUGCUGUCAGUGAGUAGUUUUUAUGAAUGAAAUAAGCUCAGGUGCUAAUCGGAUGUCCUCGCAGAAGGUUUGAGGUCUGAUGUCUUGGAUUGUUUUUUGGAAAACAACUCUUGUGAACACGUUGUUCUUUUGCGUGAAAACUUGAUCCAACAAUCGUAUUACAGAUCUUAGAGAGAUGAUUAUAUUCAGAGAAAAUGACUUGUUUGAUUAAUUUUCUUGUGGUGUGCUGUGUGCUUUGUUUUGCAUGCUCAAAUGAGUAUUUGUUAAGCUGUUGUAUUUGAAUAUAUUAUCAUGUUGUGAUUUUGAGUGAACCAAUUUGUGGCACCUCGUUAUGUGGGCCUAUUAAGAUGCCUUAUUCCACAUAUGUCAUUUGAUUUGCAGAGAGAUAUAUUGUCUUUACCACAUCAAUAAACACUGACAACAUUUUUAUAUAC